AUGGACAGUAUCACCUGGAGCUCCAUGACCAACGCCACUGCCGCACCCGUCGCGCCCCACGAGCGCAUCCGCAAUGCGGCCGACAUCUCUGUCAUCGUCAUCUACUUUGUGGUGGUGAUGGCUGUCGGGCUGUGGGCUAUGUUUUCCACUAAUCGUGGGACUGUUGGAGGCUUCUUCCUGGCAGGACGAAGUAUGGUGUGGUGGCCGAUUGGAGCAUCUCUCUUUGCCAGUAACAUUGGAAGCGGCCACUUUGUGGGGCUGGCUGGGACGGGAGCUGCUGCAGGCAUUGCCAUGGGAGGCUUUGAAUGGAAUGCACUGAUUUGGGUGGUUGUCUUGGGCUGGGUGUUUGUUCCCAUUUACAUUAAGGCUGGGGUGGUGACAAUGCCAGAGUACCUGAAGAAACGAUUUGGAGGCAAGCGGAUCCAGAUCUACCUCUCUAUUCUGUCCCUGUUACUCUACAUUUUCACCAAAAUCUCAGCAGACAUCUUUUCUGGGGCCAUAUUUAUCAACAUGGCCUUGGGUCUGGAUCUGUACCUGGCCAUCUUUCUCUUAUUGGCAAUCACUGGCCUUUACACAAUCACAGGGGGCUUGGCAGCUGUGAUUUACACGGACACUUUGCAGACGGCGAUCAUGCUGGUGGGGUCUUUUAUCCUCACUGGGUUUGCUUUUCACGAAGUGGGAGGGUAUGAUGCCUUCAUGAAAAAGUAUAUGAAAGCCAUUCCAACUGUCGUUACUGCGGAAAACAUCACCAUCAAAGAAGAAUGUUAUACACCAAGAGCUGACUCCUUCCACAUCUUCCGAGAUCCCAUCACAGGAGACCUGCCGUGGCCUGGGCUCAUCUUUGGGUUGUCCAUCCUUGCCCUGUGGUAUUGGUGUACAGAUCAGGUUAUUGUGCAACGCUGCCUCUCAGCCAAAAACAUGUCUCAUGUGAAGGCCGGUUGUAUCUUAUGUGGGUACAUGAAGCUGCUGCCCAUGUUUCUCAUGGUGAUGCCGGGAAUGAUCAGCCGCAUCCUAUACACAGAAAAAGUUGCCUGCACCGUCCCCUCGGAAUGUAAGAAAUAUUGUGGUACUGAGGUUGGCUGUACAAAUGUUGCUUACCCGACGUUGGUGGUGGAGCUCAUGCCCGAUGGACUGAGAGGCCUGAUGCUGUCAGUCAUGUUGGCCUCUCUCAUGAGCUCCUUAACCUCCAUCUUCAAUAGUGCCAGCACCCUCUUCACCAUGGACAUCUACACCAAGAUCCGGAAGGGAGCAUCUGAGAAAGAGCUCAUGAUUGCAGGAAGGUUGUUCAUCCUGGUGCUGAUAGGUAUCAGCAUUGCCUGGGUACCCAUUGUGCAGUCAGCACAAAGUGGGCAGCUCUUCGAUUACAUCCAGUCUAUUACCAGUUACUUGGGACCACCCAUUGCAGCUGUCUUCUUGCUUGCUAUUUUCUGGAAGAGAGCCAAUGAGCCGGGAGCCUUUUGGGGACUGGUCAUAGGAUUUCUGGUUGGGGUGUCCCGUAUGGUGGCUGAAUUUGCCUAUGGAACUGGGAGCUGCAUGCAGCCCAGCAACUGUCCCACGAUUAUCUGUGGUGUGCACUACCUGUACUUUGCCAUCAUCCUCUUUGUCAUAUCUGUCAUCGUCAUCGUGGUUGUCUCUCUCUUCACCAAACCAAUUCCAGAUGUGCAUCUCUACCGCCUGUGUUGGAGCCUGCGCAACAGCAAAGAGGAGCGUAUUGACUUGGAUGCAGGAGAGGAGGACUUUCAAGAAACCCCAGAAGAGACCAUUGAAAUAGAAGUUCCUGAGGAGAAAAAAGGAUGCUUCAGGCGGGCCUAUGACCUAUUUUGUGGCUUGGACCAGCAGAAGGGCCCCAAGAUGACAAAGGAAGAGGAGGAAGCUAUGAAGCUAAAGAUGACAGACACCUCUGAGAAGCCUUUGUGGCGAACAGUAGUGAACAUCAAUGGCAUCAUCUUGCUGUCUGUGGCUGUUUUCUGCCAUGCAUUUUUUGCCUGAGCCCUGCCUUCUGUGGCAGGUUGUAUUCAGGAAGGCCAGACUUUUUACUCUGCCUCCUUUAGUUCUAUUCUGUGGUGUUAAGCUGGUGAUAAAACAGUCAGUUGUAAAUUUUGCCUUGUUGAUAAGUGUGUACUGCUGUAAUUACUGGGCUAACUAAAGAAAAUCAUUAAUUUGCUGUUAACUUAUGUUUUUGAGGCCAGUGUGAUAUCAUCAGCUGUUCAUAUUAGAGCAGCAGAAGGAAAGCCCAACUCAGUCAUGUCCAGGAAAAUGAGCACCAAGAAAGAAGCCCUGCCAUGUGUGAUGCAAGUUUUUCUCAGGUAGAUUCAGAAUGUCAGUGUUGUUUGUGAUUAUUGAAUAUUAUUUUAAGAUUGUGAUCUCCCUGGCUCAUGCUCUUUCCCCUUCAUGACCCUCUGCCCAUCUUUUCUUAAGAAAAAUAUUUAUCCUCUCAUUAUAUCCUUGCCAAGUUUUUCCUGGCACAAGAAAAAUCAAUCUGAUAAACAGAUGAAAUGCAUUGAAGCUGAAGAUGGGAACUUGAUAGGGUCCCUGUCCUGGGUGCUUUGCUCUUUGAAGGGAAAGCUUGAGGAUGGCAGGACUUACCCCAAAUGGAGGAACCCAGGCACCAGCCUUAGGCCAGUAUGGAAAGUGGAUAGUCUUGAGUCAAGGGGAUUUUCUGGCUUUCUUUAAAAUGUCUGUUGUGAGUUCUUUAUGUUUGCGAUUUCACUUGUCAUUUGCUUUGUCUAGAAUGUCUUGGACACUCAGCAAUGCUUAUGGCCCAAAGGAAUGAUUUGGGCACUUACUUAUAAAUACUUGCUUUAUUUUUAUGUAAGCCUGGCCCUUGGUUAAUCUAUGUGUGUAUGUGUGUAUGUGUGUGUGUGUGAGUGUGUGUGUGUGUCUGCACAAAGUACCCAGUACACAUUCUGAUGACUUUCAUCAUUUUCUAGAGGCCACUCUUCCCCACAGCAUGGAUGUUGACAAAUGAGCUUACUGAUCUAUCUCACAUAAUAGAACAAAUGUACCUCUUAGGGCAUCUGUCUUCUCAAAGCAGCCACAUUCUCCUGUAACAUGGUAACAAUUAUCCCAAGACUCUCCUCUCCAUGAGUUCAUGUGACCACAGCCUUUCCUUUUUGGGUGUCUUAAAUGGUGAUCAUCUAUUGACCAAAGUUAGGGUAGGUGGUCUCUGUUCUGAGUGGUAACAUUGAACACUUUCUGUUGACAGAAGUAUAUUUGUUCAACCUAGGGAGACGUUUUAAAAUAUAAUUGUAAUUAAUUAAUUAAAUUCUUUUAGUCCCACCUAUGAAAUCUCAAUUAUGUUGUAAUAUAAACGUUGAAAUUAAGAAAAAUUUACAUUAGUAUUGACAGACUUCAAGCUAGUUUAGGAAAGAGCUGCAAUAUGAGAUUCUGUGUUGCUGAGAGUGCUUUCUAGGCAUAUAAAUGGUUCAACAGACAAAGGGAUGGCUUGUUCUUUUAGAAGGUAGGACACUAUUUGAUACACCCUCCAUAUUGCCCUUAAGUGAGGCACAGAGGAGGCAAACGUGGAGAAUUUCAUGUGGCUGGCAUUACUUAGCAGACUCAGUUUCAUGUGAAGUUUGUGGUAUUUUUGAGCUUUGAGAAGAUAAAGGGAAAGGAUUGAAAGCAGGUGGAUGAAAUGAACACAAAGUAGAUUGUCCUGGAUUAAAUUUCUGGCAUUGCCAAUGAUUCAUGUGUAUAUUGUGGUAAAUUAUUUUACCUCAACUGUGUAUUUUUCUCUUUGAAAAAUGGGGACCUUGGUGCUUAUAGUAUCUACCUACCUCCUCUGGAUGUGACUAGAUCACUUUAUAAAUGGUAUGAAAGAUACAUACCUGAAAGAUGCAAAACAGAUGUUAUAUUAAGCUUCAUUUAGUCCCAUAAAUUAAAAUGCAUUACUUUAAUACUAAUAAAAAACAUUAAAAAAUGUAA
Messenger RNA from Neogale vison (American mink), 3924 nucleotides. RefSeq names its product sodium/glucose cotransporter 1. Gene Ontology annotation, biological process: sodium ion transport; transmembrane transport. Lineage: Eukaryota; Metazoa; Chordata; Mammalia; Carnivora; Mustelidae. Gene Ontology annotation, molecular function: D-glucose:sodium symporter activity. The transcript is spliced from 15 exons. The coding region runs from base 1 to 1989 and encodes 662 amino acids. Gene Ontology annotation, cellular component: plasma membrane. The record is from RefSeq and is a predicted model, not a curated record.